This is a messenger RNA of Gasterosteus aculeatus aculeatus (three-spined stickleback), 1250 nucleotides long. RefSeq lists its product as uncharacterized. Gene Ontology annotation, biological process: hormone-mediated signaling pathway; neuropeptide signaling pathway; positive regulation of feeding behavior. NCBI's taxonomy places the organism in Eukaryota, Metazoa, Chordata, Actinopteri, Perciformes, Gasterosteidae. Gene Ontology annotation, cellular component: extracellular region. The record is from RefSeq and is a predicted model, not a curated record. Gene Ontology annotation, molecular function: type 1 melanocortin receptor binding; neuropeptide hormone activity.
UCAAACUGCCUUUCCAACAAACUGCGGCCCGCAGAGACAGACGCACGCAGUCGGAUGCAGGAACCGGGCUGCUGCUGGCGAAGAAGCAACAGGCGCGUCUUUUCCCUCCGCGGUGCUCCAUCGCGGCGCCGAGGAGCAGCAGCUGGGAUCCAGCCGGGAUGAAGCUGGCUGUCAUGUGCCUGUGCGUCGUGCAUCUGAUCGCUGUCGGCGCGGGGCAGAGCAGCGGCGGCGAUCCCCGCCUAGGCCGGAGCAGCGUGUCGGUCAGCAGGGCCAAAGCUCCGCAGAAGACGCGGCCCCUCAGCGCAGGGCCUGUAAUCCAAGGCAGACAGAGGCCGUUGUUUGCGAGGAGAGGACAGUAUGAAAGAAAAAGGAUUCCAGCACCGAAGCUCAAAGUGGCACCAAAGGGCGCUCCUCCUGCUUCUAAAGCGGCUUUCAAACCGCUGAAGCCUACCUGCUCUCAGCUAACACGAAGCUGUUUGCCCCAGUUUGGCUGCUGUGACACAAACGCCACAUGCCACUGCCGCUUCUUCAACGCAAUCUGCUUCUGCCGCCGGACAACCGCGUAAUACCAAUGGAGAAGACAAAAAACACUAAAAAAACGACUCAAACUCACAGUACAGGCCAACGAAUACAGAUAGUAUCACUCAAGCCGCCACCAUUGGGUUAUGAGUUUAAUCCCCUCAACAGAAAAGAUGAUGCAUCACAUGUGUGGCAAGAUAAGCAUCAUCGCACAGUCAGCAUCUCAAAUGAAACAGAAACUUUAACCCAGCUUGUAUACCUCUUGUGAAAGCUGCUUGGAAAAUGUAUCUACACUUAAGCUUACAAGCUAAAACUCAAUUCACUGUUAUGUGAAUUUCUUCUACUGUAUGUUAUCAGUAUUAUCUUUAUCAUUAUUGUUUCUAUUUUGUUUAAUUUCUUGGAUGUUUCUGCACUUGUGUUAUGUGACCACAUAUAUAUUGUUUCAAUUGUUUUCCUUUAUUGACAUAAUUAUGUUCAUAAUGUGUGAAUUUGUUUCAAGAGCUUUAUCCAAUUAAAUGAAUUACAUACAAACAAAUUUUACAGCAGCCCACUAUUGACUUAAUUCAUUUUGGACUGUGCUUUUCUAUAUCUUCGGGAAAAAUCACUGCAGACACACAACAUGUGUCAAACCAUAAUGAAAUGACACAAUAUGACAUCUCCUCUAUUAAACUCUCUUUGUACCUGUCUUCUUAGCUUAACUUGUUGUAAUACAAUACAAAGAAUAGAACUUC